AUGCCAGAGUUACCAUGGAGAACUGUCCACAAAGAUUUUUAUGGUCCACUACCAUCGUCUGAAUAUCUUUUAGUGGCGGUAGAUAGAUACUCCAGAUUCCCAGAGGUUGAGAUCGUUCAUUCAACACGAACCUCAACAGUCAUUCCAAAACUUGACAAAAUGUUCUCAGUCCAUGGCAUUCCUGACACCAUUAUAUCUGAUAAUGGUCCCCCUUUUAACGGAGACGAAUAUGCACGAUAUCUGAAAGCCCUUGGUAUUCAAGCUAAGUUUUCAACACCCUACUGGUCCCAAGGUAAUGCUACAGUUGAACGAUUUAUGCGACCGUUAGGAAAAGCGCUCAAGACAGCGACACUCGAAGGACGACCAUGGAAACAAGAAUUGAACCGUUUUCUUUUACAAUAUCGUACCACUUCACAUUGCACUACAGGAGUACCUCCAUCAGAACUGUUUUUAACCGAGUGAUAAAAGGAAAAUUACCAGUUAUAAACAGCAAGAAGAUUGUCAAUCGACAUAAAGAAGCUCGAGACAAUGAGAAAACACGACAAGAACGCAACCGAGAAUAUGCAAAUCAAACACAAGAAAAAGUGAUCUACAAGUUGGAGGUUAUGUACUGGUUAGACAAGAAAAGAAAAACAAGCUAACUGUGAAUUUUAAUCACACACCGUAUAAAGUGAUAAAGAAAACUGGUUCAGAGAUACUUGCCCAAAGUAAAGAUGGUCACAUUGUGAAACGGAACGUGUCACAUUUCAAGCGAAUAAAUAAACCACGAGAAGAAGACACUGAUGAUGAAGGUUUCGAUUAUGAAGAAAACUCGCAGGACAAUCAGCCAUCCAUCAGUAAUGAAAACAACGAAGUACCAAGAAGAUCAAGCCGAAUUCGAAGACCACCGAAUCGAUACGGACAUGAAUAUCCAUCAAAUCUAAUAAACUAA
This is a messenger RNA of Paramuricea clavata, 931 nucleotides long. Lineage: Eukaryota; Metazoa; Cnidaria; Anthozoa; Malacalcyonacea; Plexauridae. The record is from the annotation of a GenBank genome assembly.